AUGUGCCAGAGUCUCAAUGAUGAGGCUUCAUACUGCAAGUGGUGGCUUCCUCGCCCUACUUGUCUUGGUGGCGAUCAACCAUGUGGUGAUCAAACUGUAUGCACCUCCCAGACGUGGCCUCCUGCUCCCACACCUUCUCUCCCAGCGGGUGCGCACCCCUACGAGUCUGCCCCCUGCAACGCCUACUGCGUCGGUCUCAAUGGGCCAACUUCGUACUGUAAGUGGUGGAAGAACGAGCCUGUCUGUCAGGGUGGCGAUCAAUCUUGUGGCCCAUCGGAUUGUCCCACCGGCACUCCUGCUCCCACCGAAGGUCCUCCUGAUGCACAUGUUGGUCCCAGCUCCAACUGCGAUGCUUACUGUACCGCUAUUAAUCCUGACCUUUCUUUUGAUCGCGUGUCGUACUGCAAGUGGUGGCUCCACGUGCCUGUCUGUUACGAUGGUGAUCAGCCUUGUGGUCCGAGCGUCUGCAGCAACUUCGGUGAGACUACAACCCCGACUACAUCGAUCCCAUCUGUGACGCCGACUACCCAGGCUACUACUAUUUCCUCUGCGACAUCUCAGAUUGUCACCACGCAGUCGGCCACUACUUUGACUCCUACAACUCAGGUUGUUACUACUGUGGCUCCUACUACUCAGGCUGUUACCACUGGGGCUCCUACUACUCAGGCUGUUACCACUGUGACUCCUACUACUCAGGCUGUUACCACUGUGACUCCUACUACUCAGGCUGUUACCACUGUGGCUCCUACUACUCAGGCUGUUACCACUGUGGCUCCUACUACUCAGGCUGUUACCACUGUGGCUCCUACUACUCAGGCUGUUACCACUGUGCCUCCUACUACUCAGGCUGUUACCACUGUGGCUCCUACCACACCAGCGGGAACCACUGCGGCUCCCACAACUCAGGCUACUACUACUCCCUCUUCGACCUCUCAGACUGCCACCACCCAAUCGGUAACCACCGUGGCUGCUACAACUCAGGCGGCCACCUCUGUGGUUGCUACAACUCAGGCUGUUACUACUGUGCCUCCUACAACUCAGGUUGUUACCACUGUGGCUCCUACAACUCAGGUUGUUACCACUGUGGCUCCUACUACUCAGGCUGUUACCACUGUGGCUCCUACAACUCAGGCUGUCAACACUGCGACUCCCACCACACAGGCUACUACUAUUCCCUCUUCGACUUCUCAGACUGUCACAACGCAAUCGGCCACCACUGUGCCUCCUACAACUCAGGCCAUUACCACUGUGCCUCCUACAACUCAGGCUGCUACCACUGUGGCUCCUACUACUCAGGCUGUUACCACUGCGACUCCUACCACACAAGUGGGAACCACUGCGGCUCCCACGACUCAGGUUACUACUAUUCCCUCUUCGACCUCUCAGACUGCCACCACCCAAUCGGCUACCACCGUGGCUGCUACAGCUCAGGCGGCCACCACCGUGGCUCCUACAACUCGGGCUGUUACCUCUGUGGCUCCUACAACUCGGGCUGUUACCUCUGUGGCUCCUACAACUCUGGCGGCCACCACUGUGGCUCCUACAACUCAGGCGUCCACCACUGCGGGUCCUACCAUACAAGCGGGAACUACUCUGGCUCUCACGACUCGGGCUAUAACAACGGUUGUUCCUACCACUCAGAGAGCCACUACUGCGGCUACUACUCAAGUGGUAACUACAGAAGCCCAACCCUAG
Messenger RNA from Perkinsus marinus ATCC 50983, 1695 nucleotides. Its product is annotated as Glycoprotein X precursor, putative. Bases 1 to 1695 code for a protein of 564 amino acids. The record is from RefSeq and is a predicted model, not a curated record. NCBI's taxonomy places the organism in Eukaryota, Perkinsozoa, Perkinsida, Perkinsidae. The transcript has a single exon.